ACCUGCAAAGUCGUUCACUCAGCUUCUAGACAUCAGUCCUCCUCCUCAAGCUUCCAACUUUCCCCUCAACUCUUGGCCCUUUUGCCCAUCCUUGUCACCGAAUUCCUCGUUCUGUUCAUAGAUCAGAAUAAUGUCUCUGACAUUUAAGAGAGCAAGACAUGCAGCUUUCCUUCUCGGUUUAUUGUUGGUCCGCUUGAAUGAAGCGACUGCGACGGUAUUCCAGGUUGGGGGCUCAGAAGGAUGGACUGUCCCCAAGGAUCCCUCGACGCAGCCCUACAACCAGUGGGCGGAGAAGAACAGAUUCCAGAUAGGCGAUUCUCUGCUGUUUGUCUACAAAGCAGGCAGCGACUCUGUGCUUCAAGUAAGCAAGGAUGACUACAGCAACUGCAACACAGCAGCAGCAAUCGCCUCCUUCACUGAUGGUCGCACCACGUUCACCUUCAACCAGUCGGGCCCUUACUACUUCAUCAGCGGAGUCGAGGACAACUGCAAGAACAAUGAGAAGCUCGUGGUCAUAGUGAUGGCUGACAGAACCAAGAAACCCUCCACUCAACCACCAGUCUCGCCUCCUGCUGCAUCGCCUCCUGCUACUUCACCUCCUGUUGAGUCACCUCCUGCUCCUUCAGGUGUUGCUGCUCCUGCCCCUGAAGCUAGCAGCCCUCCAGCUUCGCCGCCAACUGUGGAAGUGCCUCCUUCUGGCAAUGGCGUCUCUUCUAUCAAAAAAAGCAGCAAACUGGCGGCAAUUCUCCCAGUCUUUUUGGGCCCUCUUGUUCUUAGUGUUAUGUGAGAGUGGGAGUGGCUGUGAUAGGAGUCCUGGAAUCCUUUCAUUCUUAUUGUCAGUUUUUGCUUGUUUGUGAUGGAUGAUGGUUGAGCCUUUGUGUCUGUAUUAUUCUUUGAUCUUGUGCCAUUUAUAUCUGGUUUGAUCUUUUUCCUUUUUGAAUGUCUAUCCUCCUUCUAGCGGGAUUGCUGAUGUAAUAUACCAUACAGAUUGACUGAUUGAUUGUACUUAAAUUGUUCAAUAAAAUGUAAGAACGUCUAUUGUUUUAUUAA
Molecule: messenger RNA, 1050 nt
Organism: Nymphaea colorata (pocket water lily)
Lineage: Eukaryota; Viridiplantae; Streptophyta; Magnoliopsida; Nymphaeales; Nymphaeaceae
Product: early nodulin-like protein 1
Exons: 2
Coding region: 131-787 (218 amino acids)
Cellular component (GO): plasma membrane
Molecular function (GO): electron transfer activity
Source: RefSeq, a predicted model, not a curated record